This is a messenger RNA of Ilex paraguariensis (yerba mate), 1153 nucleotides long. The record is from the annotation of a GenBank genome assembly. NCBI's taxonomy places the organism in Eukaryota, Viridiplantae, Streptophyta, Magnoliopsida, Aquifoliales, Aquifoliaceae.
GCUGGGAAAGGUGGGGAUUUGACACAUGAUGAGACAACUAUCAUUGCUGGGGCACUGGAAUUGACCGAAAAGACUGCAAAAGAUGCCAUGACCCCAAUAUCGAAGGCAUUUUCCCUUGAUCUGGACGGAACUCUUACUUUGUGGGUUUAUGGCUUGUUUUCAUUCUCUGUUGCAAAUUAUGCAUUUUGUUUUAUGCUCCAACUUUUCAAUCUCCCUCUCUUUCUCUAUUCUUGCUAUCACAGGGAAACCUUGAAUGCAAUAAUGACAAUUGGCCACAGUAGAGUUCCUGUUUACUCUGGAAAUCCAACAAAUAUUAUUGGACUUAUUCUGGUUAAAAAUCUCUUAACAGUUGACCCCGAAGAUGCAGUUCCACUGAGAAAAAUGAUGAUAAGAAAAAUUCCUAGGGUUUCAGAAGACAUGCCUCUUUAUGAUAUUCUGAAUGAAUUUCAGAAGGGUCACAGCCACAUUGCUGUUGUAUUUAAAGAUCUGAACGAGAGAAAAGAUACACCACAGAAAACUAAAGAGGAUACUCAGAAUGUGGGCAUUAAAACUGACUCACAGGAUGCUGACACAGCUGUGAUUAAGACUGAUGGAGAUAAACCGUUAAUGAAAAGUCCUUCAACUACUCCUUCCUUCAAGAAAAGGCACAGAGGUUGCUCGUUUUGCGUCUUAGAUUUGGAGAAUGCUCCUGUUCCAGAUAUCCCACCCGAUCAAGAAGCUGUUGGUGUAAUCACCAUGGAGGAUGUCAUUGAGGAACUUCUUCAGGUACAGAGUAGAAAUUUGAAUUCUUCAAUAUGCACGCAGAAUCAUGACAAGCACACAUGGGACUCGUACACAUGUUUAGAAGUCAUUAUUGGCCCUUCUCUUUUAUACAGCUACCUACAUAAAUAUCAUUGAAGUUGAUGGGACCAUAACCAUCCCUUAUGUCAUGGAGCUAACUGCGUGGACUGAAUUCUUUAUAUCUACUCUGUUAAAUUGGAGCACGUGCUUGAGAACAAAGUUUGAAGAUGGUGUUGCACAAGAUUAUGGUAUUUAAAAAUAUCGGGUCAUAACAAUCUAGUUCUGCUUUGCAGAAGAACCUUUUUAUGUUUUGAAGAAUUGGAGUGCAUUCUUGUCAAUUUAGGCCAAAAAAAGGAAAUAAAAUAGAAUUACA